AUGUUCACCAGACUCACCUUCCUCCUUGCCGUUUACCUCUCCGUGGUCGCCGUUGUGGCGCUGAAGUGCCACACCGGCGUGGACUCGGUGGCGGCCGGCUCGGUGGACUGCGCCGAACGCCAAUGCAUGAACUCGACGUCGACCAAGAACUCGGUGUUCGGGUGCGACUUCUCGCAGGUCUGCGACCUCUUCCAACUGUUCGACGGCUGCGUCAGCGACGGCGACAAGGUGGUGUGCUGUUGCGCCAGCGCCGACAAUUGCAAUGUGAAUCAAGGCAGUUUGAGGAACGUGAUGGGCGAUUUGAUGAGUGUGUAG
Bursaphelenchus xylophilus (pine wood nematode) is the source of this 315-nucleotide messenger RNA. Lineage: Eukaryota; Metazoa; Nematoda; Chromadorea; Rhabditida; Aphelenchoididae. The record is from the annotation of a GenBank genome assembly.